AUGGCGCAAGCGGGGGCGGAGGCGGACGCGAGCUGCCUCGAGAGCUUCGAGCUGUACGAGACCGACUCGAAAUUUUAUAUUCUCGGAACUAACACUGACAAAACAUUAUGGAGAUUACUCAAGAUUGAUAGAAUGGAGCCAUCAGAGCUCAACAUAGAUGAGGAUUCUACCAUGUACUCACACAGUGAAUAUCUUGAUCUACGAAAAACUCUAGAUGAAGACCAUAGGUCAACUGGUGGACUCAAUUUUGUUACAAAUUGUUGUGGAAUCAUUGGUUUCAUUAAGUUCCUUGGGCCUUAUUACAUGUUAAUUAUCACCGAGCAGAGAAAAAUUGGUGCUAUAUUUGGCCAUGCAGUUUACCAAGUUACCAAGACUGCGAUGAUCGAGUUAUCUAAUUCCAAAAUGAAGCCAACACUUCUAAAUUCCAACGAUGAGAACAGGUACAAGAAGCUCUUGCAGACAAUAGAUCUUAGGAAAGACUUCUUUUUCAGCCACUCGUACAAUAUCAUGAGAAGUCUCCAGAAGAAUUUUAAUGAUCCACAGAAAGGAUGGGACCUAUAUGACACAAUGUUUGUAUGGAAUGAAUUUCUAACACGAGGGGUUCGUAACAUUCUGGAAAGUACCUGCUGGACUGUUGCGUUAGUCUAUGGUUUCUUUAAACAGGAUAAAAUCAAAAUAUCUGGGAAGGACACUAUGUUGACUCUCAUUGCUAGACGAUCGAGGCAUUAUGCUGGAACCAGGUAUUUAAGGAGAGGUGUGAAUGAGGAGGGCAGAGUAGCAAAUGAUGUCGAGACUGAGCAACUUGUUUUUGAUGAUACACUUGGACCUGAGCAAAUAAGCUCUGUUGUGCAGAACAGGGGUUCUAUUCCUCUAUUCUGGUCCCAAGAGACAUCAAAGCUUAUUAUUAAGCCUGAUAUCAUAUUGCAUGAGAAGGACAAUAAUUAUGAAGCAACCAGGCUUCAUUUUGAAAAUCUUAGGAGGAGAUAUGGAGAUCCCAUCAUCAUCUUAAACUUGAUUAAGACACGCGAGAGGAGACCGCGGGAAUCCACACUUCGUCAAGAAUUUGACAAAGCAAUAAAGAUUAUAAAUAAUGGUCUACCAGUCGAAAAUCAUUUGAGGUUUUUACAUUGGGAUCUUAAUAAAAGCACUCGAAGCAAAAAUGCAAAUGCCCUCCAAGUACUUAUGAAAGUGGCAUUCGAAGCUUUGAACUUGACAGAAUUCUUUUAUUGUCAAGUUUCCUCAGCUCAAACACCCGGGAGCUCCCUUAAUUUACAUGCUCCAUUGAAUGGUUGUGGUUUUCGUGGAUGUGAUGACAAAAAUGACGGUGGCAACACAGACUGUAUCGAUAAUAAUGGUGACAUAUCCCAAGAAGAUACAUGUGGUAGUUCUGAUACCUCCACUAGUGGAAUUGCAGAAGAUGUAGCCACUAACAAUGGAUCUACAACAAUAAAGCCCCCCAAAUUACAAAAGGGUGUAUUGCGCACGAACUGUAUAGAUUGUUUGGACCGCACAAAUGUUGCCCAGUUUGCCUAUGGUUUAGCUUCUCUUGGACACCAGUUGCAUGCACUUGGUUCUGUAGAAUCUCCAGAGCUUGAUUUAGACUCCCCCUUGGCCCACCAUUUGAUGCACUUUUAUGAGCGGAUGGGUGACACACUUGCUUUGCAGUAUGGUGGUUCGGCUGCACACAACAAGAUAUUCUCUGCAAAGAGAGGGCACCUUAAGUUUGCUAUUCAGUCUCAAGAGUUCUUCAGGACACUACAGCGAUACUACAGUAAUGCAUAUAUGGAUGCUUACAAACAGGCAGCAAUAAAUUUAUUCUUGGGUUACCACCGACCGCAGCAGGAAAAAUUUGCACCUUGGGAAUCAGAGUCUGUUGCUGGGGAGAACGUCCUUGAUGACAAAACAAGUCAACUGAUAAAAAGGGCAAGAUCAGAUGGCAGCAUUCUUCGUAAAAGCAACACUUCUAUGUCCAGCAAUGGCCCAAAUGGAAUUUCAACACCAGGAUUUGAUGAUUUAAAAAAUGAGCUACAACCUCCUAACUGCCGGUCUGGUUCGGUGCAUGAUGCUGUGUCAAAAUUAAGGUAUACUCCAACAGUGCCUCAUACUAAGUAUACCAGUUGCGAGCUUGACUAUGGCAACUUUUCUGGGGAUUCAAAUUUCCUUGAUCUUGACUGGCUUUCAGCUUCAGACAAUGGAAGUUUGAGCAGAUCAAGAGCCGCAAGUACUCCUAAUGUGAAUGAUAAUGGUGCACGUGGUGUAACCCCUGGGAUAACGAAGGUCACCUGGCAGAGAUACACGCUCAAGGGUUAUCUCACAAUUUCCUGCAAUGGGUUGAUGAGGGAGAGGCUUUUUGGUACUGAUAUCAUAUCAUGUAUAGUCAAGCUACAGGAUGGCUCCCAACACUUUAUAAGGCUAUCACGAGGAGAAGCCAUUAGCAUAAUCACUGUGAUUUGUGAUCUCGCACUGUCACAGCCAUCCAACUAG
Molecule: messenger RNA, 2484 nt
Organism: Triticum turgidum subsp. durum (durum wheat)
Lineage: Eukaryota; Viridiplantae; Streptophyta; Magnoliopsida; Poales; Poaceae
Source: the annotation of a GenBank genome assembly